AUGCCGCUCGAUCCCCCUCGCCUCGCCGCCUUUCUCCCGCCCAACCUGCCCCCUCACAUCCCGUACUCGCGCGCGCUGCAGCAGCGCCUCUACCUCAUCGCGCAGCACCUCAGCCGCCGGGGCCGCGCGGGCUCCUGCUCCCCCUCCGUCCCCACUCCCGCCGCCCGCCGCGGCCUCGACCAGCUCCACGCGCAGCUCCUCCUCAACGGCUUCACCCACAAGCGCUUCCUCCUCGCCAAGCUCCUCUCCCUCGCCACCGCUGCCGCCGACCUCCCCCGCGCCGAGUCCCUCUUCCUCUCCGCCCCGGCCUCGCCGCACCACCCCGCGUCCCCGACCCUCGCCAACCUCCUCCUCCGCGCCGCCGCCAGGUCGGGCGCCGCCCCACCGGCCUUGCUCGCGCUCUUCUCCCGCCUCGUGGGCCGCCACGGGCUUCGCCCCAACGCGUUCUCCUUCUCCACCCUCCUCGCCGCGCUCGCCUCCGCGGGCGCCCGGGCGCUCCCCCACGGCCGCGCCCUCCACGCACGCGCGCUCGCGGGCGGGGUGCUCGCCCCGUCCGGUGGGAGCGGGCACGUGACGACCAGCCUCGUGGACGUGUACGCGGCGGCCUGCCAGCUUGGGGACGCCCGGAAGGUGUUCGACGAAAUGCCGGGCAAAUCGGUGGUCGCUUGGAACUGCAUGCUCGCCGCGUACGUGCGGUGCGGCGAGCUGGACGCUGCGCUGCGGUUCUUUCGCCACGAUAUGCCUGGUCGGGACGCGGUGGCGUGGACGACGGUGAUUGGUGGGUGCGCAAACUCCGGGAGGGCCGCCGAGGCUGUUGAGCUGUUCAUGGGAAUGAGGAAGGCACGGGUCAAGGAUGACGUGGUGACCAUGGUUGCUCUGUUGACAGCGUGCGCAGAGCUCGGUGACCUGGAGCUUGGGCGAUGGGUGCAUGCGCGCGUGGACUGGGAAGGGCAGCAGCAGAGGACAGUGUUGUUGGACAAUGCUCUCAUCCAUAUGUAUGUGAAGUGUGGCGCUGUGGAGGACGCGCUCCACUUGUUUCUGAUGAUGCCGAAGCGGAGUACCAUUUCUUGGACGACUAUGAUCUCGGGUCUUGCGAUCCAUGGUCGUGCCCAGGAGGCACUGGACUUGUUCCACAGAAUGCAGGAGCAUCCUGAUGGUGCCACGCUGCUCGCAGUUCUGCGGGCGUGCAGUCACGCAGGGAGGAUUGAUGAUGGACGGCGGUACUUUGAGAGCAUGGAAAGAGUUUAUGCUAUAACCCCAGAGAUACAGCACUAUGGAUGCAUGGUUGACAUGCUCUGUCGCUGGAGGCACUUGCACGAAGCACUUGAGCUUGUGGAAAAUAUGCCAUUCCAGCCAAACGAGGGUGCGUGGGGUGCACUCCUGAGUGGAUGCAGAAGGGAGGGCAAUCUUGAGCUUGCAGCCAAAGUCACUGAUAGAUUGGUUGAGCUGCAGCCAGAACGAGCGGCUGGGCACCUUGUGCUGCUGUCCAACAUGUAUGCUGGCGUCGGGCAGUGGGAGCAGGCUGGGAUGGUGAGGGCAAGAGUGGCCGCACUGAAUGCUGAGAAGCCUGCCGGAAGAAGCUGGGUGAAUCAGAAUGAGUCCAGCGUGGUGGUAGCAUAA
Setaria italica (foxtail millet) is the source of this 1620-nucleotide messenger RNA. Its product is annotated as pentatricopeptide repeat-containing protein At2g20540. The transcript has a single exon. Gene Ontology annotation, biological process: RNA modification. Lineage: Eukaryota; Viridiplantae; Streptophyta; Magnoliopsida; Poales; Poaceae. The coding region runs from base 1 to 1620 and encodes 539 amino acids. The record is from RefSeq and is a predicted model, not a curated record. Gene Ontology annotation, molecular function: protein binding; RNA binding.